CGGGCGCGGCCAUGUUUGAUCACGUGAUUGCGCCGGCAUGACUGGCCUUGGGUUGAAGGCCAGCGAAGGAGCCGUACUGCUGUAGUCGUGGGCGACGGUGCGGCAAGCGGCGUUGUUUCGGGUCCACCGAUGGACAGCGGCUGGAUCGACGACACAAAGCUCUGGCCCAUGGUUCAACGAUCAUUUGUCAACGACUACAUGGUCAAGGCAAUCGACCAAGAUGGGAAGGCUGCACAGGACUACAGGGGGUUUGCAGAGGGCAUCAACCUUUUUGACAGUGGCAAUGUUGGGAAAGCUUUUUGUCAAUCCAAGGAUGGCAUCUGCAGCAUAAAGCUGUGUUCCAAGCUGCAGUGUUGGGUAGGGAUAGCCCCUGGUUCCUCACCGCCGCACGCGCUCGAGCGCUGUGCACGGCUGGACCGAGCCAGGGAGCCGAAUGUGCGCGAUGGCUCGUCAUGA
Dermacentor silvarum is the source of this 456-nucleotide messenger RNA. RefSeq lists its product as uncharacterized. The transcript has 3 exons. Bases 130 to 456 code for a protein of 108 amino acids. The record is from RefSeq and is a predicted model, not a curated record. Lineage: Eukaryota; Metazoa; Arthropoda; Arachnida; Ixodida; Ixodidae.